AAGGCAAGUCCCUCCGCCACAAUGAGCUCUGAAUACGAAGAAAUUGAUGUUGCAAAAACUGUUGUCAAUGGUCUGAGCAGCAAUGGACAAGAAAAAGAAACGGAUCCCACUAAAGUCUGCAGCGGAAAAGGAGCUGUGACCCUCCGGGCAUCUCCAGCCUACGAAGAGAAUCAGAAUAUCACUUCGCCAUGUCCUCAGGUUGUUGAGCAACCUGAAAAUGAUUGGAGGUCGUCAUCUAACACUGAUGCCAAUGGGGAUGCCCAGCCAUCUUCUCUGGCUGCCAAGGGUUAUAGGAGUGUGCGUCCGAACCUUUCCUCAGACAACAAGCCACAGGAUGCCACUGCCACCACCACAGCUCAGCCUGGGGUUAUAGUAGUCCCCCUCCUUCAGGUUAAUCCAGACAGACAGCAAGAAGGCAGCUCCAGCACUCCACCACCGCCUCUGGUUCCUUUCGGGCAAGGCUCCGUAUUCCCUGAGACUGUUUCUCCUGGCUCACCCUUGACUUUUCCGACUCUAGAUGAUUUCAUUCCCCCACAUCUCCAGAGGGGUUCCCACCAUAACCAAGCACCCUCUGCAUCUGGCACAUUACCCUCUGUUUACCCGAAACUGCCAUUCUUCUCAUCACCACCUUCACUUGUCCCUCCAGUCACGGGGGCUUUGCACAGGGGCUUGAAGCCUGAAAUCACUGGAGUCAUCUCACAUACAGACCCAGGUCCUGUGCUAAACGAAGUGCCCCAGCCUGGCACUGGCACUGACUAUCCAACCUCCUUCACUUCAAUCAACAAGUCUUCCUCUGCCUAUCCCUCUACCACAAUCGUCAAUCCCACUAUUGUCCUCUUGCAGCACAAUCGAGAACAGCAAAAAAGGCUUAGUAGCCUGGCAGAUUCAGUGCCAGACAGACUAGUUUCUGAUAAAGUUGAUUCAGCACUCGUACGGGACAAGCCGGUUCAGGAGACAGUACCAAGUGAGAAGAAGGCAAUGGAGAAGAGAAGCAUUGUCAAGAGCCCUCAGCACAUGGCUGAUACUUCUGUCGAUGAUAUUGGCAUUCCACUGAGGAACACAGACAGAUCAAAGGACUGGUACAAGACGAUGUUCAAACAGAUCCACAAGCUAAAUAGAGAUGAAGAUUCUGAUUCAUACUCUCCUCGUUAUUCUUAUUCUGAGGACAGUAAAACCCAGCUUUCAGUUCCCCGCUCCAAGAGUGAGGCGGACAAUAUUGAUUCAGAGAAGGUCGUUAAGAGGUCUGCCACUUUGCCACUGCCAAACCGUACUUCAUCGCUGAAAUCAAGCCCAGAAAGGACUGACUGGGAGCCUCCAGACAAGAAGGUGGACACCAGAAAAUACCGUGCAGAGCCCAGGAGCAUUUAUGACUAUCAGCCAGGAAAGUCCUCAGUUCUGAACAAUGAAAAGAUGACUCGGGAAAUAAGCCCAGAAGAGAUAGAUUUAAAGAAUGAACCUUGGUAUAAAUUCUUUUCGGAAUUGGAGUUUGGGAAACCGCCUCCAAAAAAGAUUUGGGAUUAUACUCCUGGAGAUUGCUCUAUCCUUACUAGAGAGGAUAGAAAGACUGAUCUAGAAAAAGACCUCUACCUCUACCAGACUGAGUUAGAGGCAGAUUUAGAAAAAAUGGAGAAGCUUUAUAAAGCGCCACAUAAAAAGCCACAGAAGAACACAGCAGGUGUUACUCCUCUGGAAACUUCCACAGACCAUUCUUCCUACUCCACGUAUUCACCCAACUACCAUGCAGUGAAGAGGGAGUCAGAACCAGCACUGGGGGACCCUGCUGGCUUGGAGAAUGAAAGGCAGAUUUACAAGAGUGUGCUGGAAGGUGGAGAUAUCCCCUUCCAGGGGCUGAGUGGUCUCAAGCGACCUUCUAGCUCUGCUUCCACAAAAGAUUCAGAAUCACCAAGGCAUUUUGCACCAGUUGAUUACAUGGAAACUCCAGAAGAAAUUAUCCGCAGACGGCAUGACGAUAAAGAGAUGAGACCUGCUAGAGCCAAGUUUGACUUUAAAGCACAGACGCUAAAGGAACUUCCUCUGCAAAAAGGAGAUAUUGUUUACAUUUACAAGCAGAUUGACCAGAACUGGUAUGAAGGUGAACACCACGGCAGAGUUGGCAUCUUCCCACGAUCAUACAUAGAGCUCCUCCCACCAGCUGAGAAAGCUCAGCCCAAAAAGCCAUCACCAUUGCAAGUAUUGGAAUAUGGAGAUGCUAUUGCUAAGUUCAACUUCAAUGGGGAUACCCAAGUGGAAAUGUCCUUCAGAAAGGGUGAAAGGAUCACGUUGAUUCGACGAGUGGAUGAGAAUUGGUACGAAGGAAAAAUCUCUGGCACCAAUCGCCAAGGCAUCUUCCCUGUCACUUACGUGGAGGUGCUCAAACGGCCAGUGGUCAAGAAUGCCAUCGACUAUCCUGACCCACCAAUGUCCCUCUCCCCUAACCGCAGCAUGACAGCUUCACCACAGCAACCUCAAGCACAGCAGCAAGGAGCCAGCCCUGACAGAAGUCAAACACCACGAGACAUAGUUAGCUACCAAGCCCUCUACAGCUACACUCCUCAGAACGAUGAUGAGCUGGAACUGAGGGAUGGUGACAUUGUCGAUGUCAUGGAGAAAUGUGACGACGGCUGGUUUGUGGGUACGUCCAGGAGAACAAGGCAAUUCGGCACCUUCCCAGGCAACUACGUGAAGCUUCUGUACCUGUAA
This is a messenger RNA of Nipponia nippon (crested ibis), 2700 nucleotides long. NCBI's taxonomy places the organism in Eukaryota, Metazoa, Chordata, Aves, Pelecaniformes, Threskiornithidae. The record is from RefSeq and is a predicted model, not a curated record.